Priapulus caudatus is the source of this 4382-nucleotide messenger RNA. RefSeq names its product potassium voltage-gated channel subfamily H member 1-like. Gene Ontology annotation, biological process: potassium ion transmembrane transport; regulation of membrane potential. The coding region runs from base 279 to 3740 and encodes 1153 amino acids. Gene Ontology annotation, molecular function: voltage-gated potassium channel activity. The transcript is spliced from 11 exons. Gene Ontology annotation, cellular component: membrane. The record is from RefSeq and is a predicted model, not a curated record. NCBI's taxonomy places the organism in Eukaryota, Metazoa, Priapulida, Priapulimorpha, Priapulimorphida, Priapulidae.
AUAAACGCAUUUCUUGUCCCCGUGAUGAUAACGGAGUACUAAAUUCCGGAGGCUGCCCUUUCCGCUCGUUCAUCAGUAGGAUCCGACUUCGCGGAUAGUUGACAUUUCGCCAGCAGCGUCACGUACGCCUACCUCCCAAAGGUAAUGCCGCACCUAACGGAUUCCGACUACAGCGCGAGCUGAGAGCGCCUAACUGCAUGUAGACGUCAUUCGGAACAUUCUCAGAUUCACCAGUGCCGACUCUGGUUCCUAGUGGGAAGCCAGUUUGAUACGCAACGAUGCCAUCUCGAAGAGGUUUAAUUGCCCCACAGAACACGCUACUCGAAAACCUUCUACGGCGAUCGAAUGGACAACAUAAUAGCUUUCUUUUGGCGAAUGCACAAAUCGUCGACUAUCCAAUCGUCUUCUGCAAUGAAGGAUUCAACAAACUCAGCGGAUACACCCGGGCCGAGGUUAUGCAGAAGGGAUGCACGUGUUCUUUCAUGCAGGGAGAGCUGACGGAUAAAGAAGCUAUAACAACGCUCAGCCGAUGUUUGGACAGCCAUCACCAGGAUCAUAUUGAAAUACUACUCUAUAAGAAAAACAAAACUCCGCUAUGGCUUCUGUUUCACGUGGCGCCAAUAAAGAACGAGAGAGACAAGGUUGUCCUGUUCCUCUGCACCUUCAAGGACAUCACUUCACUCAAACAACCGAUCGAGGCCGACACGACGAAAACUGUCGUUGGGUUGAGCAAGUUUGCACGACUAGCAAGGACAGUGACCCGCAGCAAGUCAGCAUUGACCCCGAAUCUGCAAAAACCUAUGGUCAGCCGAUCGGAGUCCAAACACACUGGCAUCUCCCUCACACUGAAUCUCAAUCCGGAAAUGUUGCCGGCAUAUCGGCAAGAAACGCCAAAGACACCGCCGCACAUCAUUCUGCACUAUUCGACGUUCAAGGCGAUCUGGGACUGGGUGAUUCUUAUACUGACCUUCUACACUGCUAUCAUGGUGCCAUAUAACGUAGCAUUUAGCACGAAGAGCAUGGACACGGUUGGCCUGUUGGUCAUAGACACGAUAGUCGACGUGAUCUUCUUCAUCGACAUCGUGUUGAACUUUCACACGACCUUUGUCGGCCCCGGUGGCGAGGUGGUGUCGGAUCCGAAAAUCAUUCGAAUAAACUACGUGAAGAGUUGGUUCGUCAUCGAUCUGCUGUCGUGUCUUCCCUACGACGUGUUUAAUGCCUUCGAUCAAGUGGAUGACGACAUUGGGCGCCUCUUCAGUACCCUAAAGGUUGUUCGCCUUCUUCGACUCGGAAGAGUCGCUCGUAAACUCGACCACUACAUGGAAUACGGCGCUGCCAUGCUGAUCCUGCUAGUGUGCGUGUUUGGACUCGUCGGUCACUGGCUGGCGUGCAUCUGGUACUACAUAGGAGUCACCGACGCUGCCAUCAACAUCGAGUAUAGCUGGCUGGUCCAGCUAGGACGAACGAUCAAUCGAGAGUAUACGUUCACUAACGACACGCCGCCGAUUCUGUCAGCGUUGCUGUACGCGUCGAUAUUCGGUAACGUGACGACGAUUUUCCAACAACUCGGGGCGACGACGGCCAGAUAUCACGAGAUGCUGAACAGCAUUCGUGAGUUCAUGAAACUUCACGAGGUUCCGACGCAGCUAAGUGAACGCGUCCUUGACUACGUUGCUUCGACGUGGGCAGUCACGAAAGGAAUAGAUACGGAGAGGGUGUUGAGUUACUGCCCAAAGGACAUGAAAGCCGACGUGUGCGUGCAUUUAAAUCGAAAGGUGUUCAACGAGUUGCCAGCUUUUCGACUGGCCAGCGACGGUUGCCUGCGUGCUCUUGCUAUGCAUUACACAACAGCACACAGCGCUCCAGGGGAUCUGCUCUACCAUACUGGAGAGAGCAUAGACGCCUUGUGUUUCGUCGUAUCCGGGUCAUUAGAGGUCACGCAAGAUGACGAAGUGACGGCCAUUUUAGGUAAGGGCGACGUCUUUGGAGACUACUUCUGGAAGGAGGCGACGCUCGGCCAAUCCUGUGCCAAUGUCCGGGCCUUGACGUACUGUGAUGUACACAUGAUAAAAAGAGAUGCUCUGCUGGAAGUGCUAGAUUUUUAUCACUCGUUCUCAAACUCGUUUGCACGAAAUCUAACCCUUACAUACAACUUGAGACAUCGGCUCGUUUUUCGAAAGGUCGCCGAUCUGAAGAAAGAACGGGAACUAGACGAGCGACUGAAGAAGGAACCGGGACUCGAUCCCAGCGAGGACCAUCUCGUGCGCAAGAUUUUCUCGCGUCUGAGAAAGGUCAGCGACGCAAACGUCAUCCGACCGAUGACCGGCAACGGUGACCUCAAGGAUCCGGAGAAGGGCGAUCGGAUGACGCCGCUGCCGCCCGGGGCAGCCGACAGUCCGAAGACGGCGCACCUCGUCAAUGUCUCCGAAGACUCGCCUGUGUUAUCACUCAAAUCGAGUACACCCACCCCGAAGUCGGUGCCGAUGGUACAUCGACCGCAGGCGAUGGGCUCUAAGUGGGGCAAACUUCUCGGCGGUCCGAGCAGCUCUAAUAGCAACAAUAAUAGUGCGGCGAACAGCACCCCGUCGACACCGACGCCCUCCGAAGCGCAAAAGAUCGUCAUGGAGACGACGCUGUCGCAGGACGCGAAGCAGGAAUCCGCCCCCGUGCAACCGCCAGUGCCCACCGUAGAGCCGCCAAAGGCGAUGCCAAAGCGGCCCGCGUCGAAGUGGGGCAAGUUCAUGGGCAGGGACUCGAAAGCGGAGAGCGGCGACGCAAAGAAGGACGCGUCGGCGACGCAGAUGACGGUCGUCGCCGACGUGACAAACGCGCAGGCCAGCGGCGUCGCCAAACCGGACGCGCCAAGCGUCGAUCCGAAACCGGAUCCGCCGAAAACGACGACGAAGGUGUUCUCCCGGUGGUCGAAGGUCGGCGGCAAGGCUGACGUCAUCGAAGAGGAACCGGAAUCGCCUACGAGCGUCGCUGCGCGCAACCGACGGAUUUCGAGCCUCACGAAAACCGAAUCGACGGACAGCGGCAUGGCGAAGAGCGACGCGAAGGCCGACGAUUCCGAAUCGAAUAAGUCGAAUCUCGUCUCGCCGAACGGCCUGACGAUCAACUCUGCCGAUGCCGCGCAGCUGAUGCACGGACUCUACGAGAUCAAGAGCGAGCUGAAGAGCGAAGCAGAGAUUAUCAAUCAUAAAGUUCAGCUGAUCGAUGACAAAAUCAGCGCGCUCUUCAAAAUACUCUGCAAUCGAACCGGUCAGCCAAAGUUGGAAAUGAUUACCGAGCCGAAUAACGUGUCGCCCGAACUGUCCAAUGAAUCGACGGACUUAUCCUGCGCGACGUCGUCCUCGGACGCAGCAGCGAACGAGACCGUGGCGCCACCUACCGUGCUACCUCCCGCGAAGGACGCCGAGGAGACGUCGGUGCAGAAGAAGAAGAAGCACGAUUCGGAGGCAGCGAUCGCAGCCACAUCUCGCGUCGAUGCGCCCGCUCCGGCGAGUACAGCCGUCAGCACCAAAGUGAUCACAACUCAAAGUAUUCCCGUUACGUCCUUUAAAGCAUCCGCUCCGUCCACAAGACUCGUUUCUCUCAGACCUGCGACUAUCGCGCUGCCGACAGCCUUGCGUGGCGCCAGCGCGCAGAAGCAAGACAUGCGAAAGCUGCUAGAGGCAGAAAUCGAGAGUGGCGAAAGUGAUAGCUCAGUGAAGAAACUCGACGACGAUGGCUUCUUCUAGAAUGGGAUCUAUAGACAUAUCCGCUGCUCAUAUUAACGUUGUUUAGUUUACUGCAUCGUGCGUGCGUACGCCGGCGUGCUUUUUGUUCAUGUCUCUCUCGCUCCCUCUGGCUUCAGGUUCGCGAUUACGAUAGAAAGAUAAUGUAUGCGUUUUUGCAUAGAUAGGAACGCACCGGUAUAAACAGCGAGAAAAAACCGACGCGUGCAGUCAUGAACGGUAUAUUUAUAUUUACAUUUAGUCCGUUUUCCCAUGGCGCAUGCAAAGAAAAUAGGGGGUUUUCUCAUUUUUUUCUUCUAAAAGAACAUCAGAUGAUCGUUUCGAACGUUUUUGUUAUAAGUGAUGCUUCUGUUCACUCUCGGUGCAAUCAUUCGUAUCAGGUGAAUGGGUUGUUAUCGUUGUUGUCCAAACUAACACAACUGCGCGUAGUAUCUCGGCAAGCAAGCUUCUUUUGCAUUUAUCGUAGCCAGGUUACCUUACCUGUGCAUUUCGCCAAACACCCGACACGAUACAGAAUAAUCGGAUACAAGAGACAAAUGUUUGUGAUCAAUAUCAUGCGAUAUUGCUAAAGUUAUAUAUUGUCUCUGUCAGUUAAAUUUUCUUGACAAUGACAGUGUAAUAACACAUAAUAUAUAUAUAUAUGAA